This is a messenger RNA of Pararge aegeria (speckled wood butterfly), 801 nucleotides long. RefSeq lists its product as uncharacterized. Bases 1 to 801 code for a protein of 266 amino acids. The transcript has 2 exons. The record is from RefSeq and is a predicted model, not a curated record. NCBI's taxonomy places the organism in Eukaryota, Metazoa, Arthropoda, Insecta, Lepidoptera, Nymphalidae.
AUGUCAAAUCAAGAUCAUGAAAGGAGAAGUCGCUCUAGAUACCGCGCCUCGCUUUCCGGGCAUGGUACCGAACGCUCGGGUGACAGUGAUUCUGGCCGUAGGCGUCGAAUUUCGCAUUCUAGACUUACUUCAAAACGACAUAAUUCCCCUAAUAAAGUGUUAAUCGAACAAAUGCAACAACUUCAAAAUCGUUUAAUUGCAUUAGAAGGGCAACGCCGCUCCUCACCGCCGCGACUCCAUGAACCGAACGCUGACUGUUUGCCUGCGCUGUCGCCACCACGGCUGCGACCUGUGACCGCGACUGUAGCUGAGCAACAGAGGUCGGUGGUGGAGGGUCGAGAGUCUGCUAUGCAGUCUUCGCCAGGGCGUCCUGUGAGCGCAAUGACGGACCGCGAUGCCAGCGGAACCGAUCGUAUCAUCGAGGCGAUACGUUCAAUCAAUACGACGGUUCAUGAAAAGGUGUAUAAGCGAGCAGUCGCAUACUUCAGUAAACGGACUCAAGGUGCUGAGCCAAGCAGGCACAAGCGACUGUCAAGCCCGACUCUGGCAUGCGCGGGCAUAUACCAUACGACAUACCGUGUGGUCAAGGCGCUUCCCCACGGUCGCGUCGAGCUGCAAAUGCUGGCAGGCUCGUGUGGAAAGGCGACCCGGGCUGCGGCAGAAUUUAUGGUGCCAUGGCGAGGGGAAUGGACUCCUGACACGUGUGCUGCCUUCUUCGAGGGGGAGCUUGUGUGUUAUUUGUGUGUACAAGCUAACGUCGUGCCUCUGUUACACUGUGAUGAAUACCGCAUAGUACGCUAA